Rubroshorea leprosula is the source of this 3275-nucleotide messenger RNA. Lineage: Eukaryota; Viridiplantae; Streptophyta; Magnoliopsida; Malvales; Dipterocarpaceae. The record is from the annotation of a GenBank genome assembly.
GACAAAGACACAGAGUGGAAGAUAACAUAGAACAUGGAUAAGCAGAAGCCUUAACUCCUCCCUUGUCUCCUUCACGACAACCCUAGAACAACUGCGCUCUCUGUCAAUCUCAAUCCAAUUCCGGUUUCCGGCUGCGAGCUACAGUGUUCUUUGAUGGGUUCUACGACGGCCACGUGCUCGCCGGGCUCGCUGCAGCUUCGUCUAGCACUCAAGUGCGGGAAAUGCAAGGGAUCACGUGCAGUUCUUGUGCGGACGCAGAUGAGGAAUCUCGAUCGUGUGGCGCCCCGGCUGUCUGUCGGUUGGAGAGGUAGAGUAAGACUGGUGCGUAAUGGCGGUUCGUGGAUCCGCUCGGAUUCUGCUGCUGCCGAUGCUUUCUCUGGAUGGUCCGAGUCAGAUAAUGCUGAAGAGUCGACUGAAUCGCAGAGGAAAAAUUGGUUCGGAGGGAUUUUGGGAGCUGGAGUGGCUGGAGUUGUUCUUGUAGCAGGGCUUACCUUUGCAGCAAUAUAUAUAAGUAAACGGAGCACUUCUAGGCCACAACAACAAAUGGAACCCUUAAUGACUGAGCAGCAAGUUUCAUUGAGCUCUUGUAAUGUUGAGGAGAAAGAAAACAAGGGCAAUUUUGUGAAGGAUAGUGGUGAUCUGGAAAGCAAGACAGGUAUAGAUAAGGCUCUUUCUUCAUCUUUAGAAUUUAAUGAUGCUUCUAUUGAAAAUGUACUUGGUAAAGAUCGUAUCAGACACAUAUCUGGUGAUAGUGAUACCAUAGAAAGUGCUUCUUUUCUGGAAGAUUUAAGAGAAGUAUCUGAUCUUAGUGACGUUUCAGUUGGCACUGAUGCAACUCCAAUCUCACCUAAGCUGCCUGAAUCCAAUAUUGUUAGUGGUUCUUUUCUUGCAUCUACCCUUAAAGAUUCAGAUAUCAAUCUUGAUACGAUAUCACCUGAGCCAACUUCUCAAAUUGAAGGGAACUCCAUCAAUGUCUCGAACCUUAACAAUGAUCACCAUGAGGAGUUGACUGGCUCAGAGGGAAAAGAACAUUCCGAUCUCUCAUUGGAUUCUUAUUCUGAUUCGAAUGCCACAUCCAUUGAGGCUGUGAUUGUAGGCUUCACUGUUGGUUCAGGUGUGGACACAGUUUUAGAAGAUCAGGUUGUGCUCAGGGAAAAUGUGGAGACUAUAGUCUCAUCUUCAACCAAAAAAAUUCUUGAUAUCAGCAAAUUGCCGCAAGCCUCAGAAGAGAGAAAGAAUUCAUCUGUGGAGGUGAAUGACUCAAGUGAGAGUGGGUCAUCUGAAACCACCUCUCUGCCAGUCUCAGCCCAUCUAUCUGCAAAUGAACAAGACAAAAAUGGUUAUAGCGAGAUGAACCAAAGCAAAUCAUUUUUUGAAUCCUCAACUCCCAAGAAUUACUUCUCUCCUGCUGGUAUACCUGCUCCAUCUGUAGUUUCUGCAGCUCUACAAGUCAUGCCUGGAAAGGUUCUCAUUCCUGCAGUUGUUGAUCCAGUUCAGGGGCAGGCAAUAGCAGCUCUUCAGGUUUUGAAGGUUAUUGAGGCAGAUGCUCGACCUAGUGAUCUAUGUACACGCCGUGAGUAUGCUCGUUGGCUAAUAACUGGAAGCAGUGCUCUUUCAAGGAACACAGUGUCAAAAGUUUAUCCUGCAAUGUAUAUAGAGAAUGUUACUGAACUUGCAUUUGAUGAUAUUACACCUGAGGAUCCUGACUUUUCAUCCAUUCAAGGCUUGGCAGAAGCCGGACUCAUAUCAAGCAAGCUUUCAAAUCGUGAUCUUCUGAAUGAAGAUCAAGGCCCAGUUUAUUUCUCUCCUGAAAGUGCUUUAUCACGUCAGGAUCUUGUAAGUUGGAAAAUGGCCCUAGAGAAAAGACAACUCCCAGAAGCUGACAGAAAGACCCUCUACGAACUUUCUGGUUUUAUAGACAUUGAUAAGAUAAAUCCAGAAGCAUGGCCUGCACUUGUGGCUGAUUUGUCUUCAGGAGAACAAGGGAUAAUAGCCCUUGCUUUUGGUUGCACAAGACUUUUCCAGCCAGAUAAGCCAGUGACAAAAGCCCAAGCUGCCGUUGCUCUUGCAACUGGUGAGGCUUCUGACAUGGUAAGUGAGGAGCUUGCACGUAUUGAAGCAGAAUCUAUGGCAGAAAAUGCAGUUUCUGCUCAUAAUGCUUUAGUCGCUGAAGUUGAAAAGGAUAUCAAUGCAAGUUUUGAAAAGGAGCUUACCAUGGAGAGGGAAAAGAUUGAUGCUGUGGAGAAAAUGGCUGAAGAGGCAAAGCACGAACUUGAAAGGUUAAGAGCAGAGAGAGAAGAAGACCGCAUUGCUUUGAUGAAGGAACGUGUGGCUAUUGAAUCAGAAAUGGAAGUUCUUUCACGGCUUAGGCGGGAAGUAGAGGGGCAGUUGGAAAGCCUGAUGAGCAACAAGGUUGAGAUAUCAUAUGAGAAGGAAAGGAUUAAUAAACUACGAAUAGAAACAGAAAAUGAAAGCCAAGAGAUUGCCAGGUUACAGCAUGAACUGGAAGUAGAACAAAAAGCCUUGUCCAUGGCCAGGGCUUGGGCUGAGGAUGAGGCAAAAAAAGCCAGAGAACAUGCAAAAGCCCUAGAGGAAGCAAGAGAUCGAUGGGAGAGGCAUGGCAUCAAAGUGGUUGUUGACAAUGACCUUCAAGAAGAGAGUGCCGUAGGAGUUACAUGGCUUAAUGCUGGGAAGCAACUCUCUGUAGAAGGAAGCGUUGGCAGGGCUCAAACUUUAGUGGACAAGCUCAAAGCAAUGGCAAGCAAUGUAGGAGAAAAUUCUAAAGAGUUCAUCAAUAGAAUUAUUGAGAGGAUUCUCCAUCUAAUUUCAGUACUGAAGGAGUGGGUCUUGAGGGCCAGGGCAAAGGCUGAAGAACUGAAAGACAAUAGUGUCUUAAAGGCGAAGGAAUCCAUACAAGAGUUGAGGCAAACAACAGCAGAAUUCAGUUUGACCGUAAAGGAAGGUGUGAAGCGUGUUGCAGGAGAUUGCAGGGAAGGAGUUGAGAAACUUACUCAGAAGUUCAAAACAUAGCUCUAUGGAUCCCCCCAACUUUCAAGUGCAAUGAACAUUUUGGUCGCUGAGUAUUCAGAGUGCAAUAAACAUUUUUGUUGCUGAGAAGGGAGCCAUGUAUUAAAACUACCAUUAGCAUGUCCCAUUUUGUAACCUUUUCCUCAUUGCAAGUUCGAUCAAAUAAGGGGUAAUGAGGGCAACUUAUUUAUACAAUUUUUACUUACAAUCUUUACAUGUAAUCAAGUUAAUAAAUACAUAAAAUAUCA